Messenger RNA from Juglans regia (Persian walnut), 2866 nucleotides. Its product is annotated as receptor-like serine/threonine-protein kinase SD1-8. Bases 203 to 2728 code for a protein of 841 amino acids. Lineage: Eukaryota; Viridiplantae; Streptophyta; Magnoliopsida; Fagales; Juglandaceae. Gene Ontology annotation, biological process: recognition of pollen; protein phosphorylation. Gene Ontology annotation, molecular function: ATP binding; protein serine/threonine kinase activity. The transcript is spliced from 7 exons. The record is from RefSeq and is a predicted model, not a curated record.
UUCAGUCACAUUUCGAAAUUCCCUAAUCGAAAGAGGAAACGGUGAGGAGGACGACCAAGAAAAAUAAGGGAAGGUAGAGGUCAGCAUUCUCUGCUUUCCUCUCUACCCACCAAAGAAAACCAAAUGGCCUCGACAACAUAGAAGAAAACAAAUACCCCACCUCUCAUAUGCUUACGCAGAGAAGCCUCCCAUUGCACGCACAAUGAGAGACAUCACUAAGCUCCAUUGUUUCACUGUUUUCUGCCUCGCUUUCUUCCCCAAAAUAGCCAUCUCUUUGGACACCUUAACUGCAACACAAUCACUCUCAAAAGACAAAACCCUUUUGUCCGCCGGCCAAGUUUUUGAGCUGGGUUUCUUCGAUCCAGGCAACUCAAAGUGGUACCUGGGAAUAUGGUACAGAGACAUCCCUGAUAAAACGGUUGUUUGGGUUGCAAAUAAAGAUACCCCACUUUCAAACUCCUCCGGCACCUUCAAAAUCGGUGACAAUGGAAACCUAGUUGUUAUCCACCAAGAUGGGAAGCUGUCGUGGUCGUCGAAUCAAACGCAGGUCGUUAAUCCAGUCGUUCAGCUUUUAGAUUCUGGAAAUCUUGUGGUCCGAGAAAUAAGCGAGAACGACCCGAAAAAGUAUCUAUGGCAGAGUUUUGAUUAUCCUACGGACACUUUGUUACCGGGUAUGAAGCUAGGGUGGGACUUGGACACUGGUUUCGAACGGUACUUGAGGUCGUGGAAGAGCUCAGCGGACCCUUCAACCGGAGACUACUCUUUCAAGUUAGAUUUCCAUGGAUUCCCAGAAAUUUUCUUGUUGAACAAACGAGUACCAAAAUAUCGAAGCGGGCCCUGGAACGGCAAAAGGUUCAGUGGGGUACCGGAAAUGGAUCCUUUAAACGGUCUCGACUUUAACUUUGUUAUGGAUUCACACUAUGUAUCUUACUCAUUUUCGGUAACAAAUGCGUCUCCGCUUUCCCGGUUGAUUAUGAAUGCAACCGGUAAUCUUCAAAGGUAUACCUGGAUUGAAAGCAGGCAGGUGUGGAACCUAUAUUGGUUUGCCCCGAAAGAUCAAUGCGACAGCUAUAAAGAGUGCGGUCCGUACGGUAUAUGUGACACAAAUUCUUCACCGGUAUGCAGAUGUAUGCAAGGCUUUGCGCCCAAGAAUCUGCAGGCAUGGAACUUCAGAGAUGGGUCUGAUGGGUGUAUGAGGAAUACGAGUUUGGGUUGUGAGAAAGAUAAAUUCUUGCUGUUGAAGAAUAUGAAAUUGCCGGAGACUUCGACUGCUUUUGUGAACAAGACCAUGAGUAUUGAGGACUGUAAAGAAAUGUGUUUGAAGAAUUGCUCUUGUACUGCUUAUGCAGAUUACGAGAUUACCAAUGGAGGAAAGGGGUGUGUGACAUGGACCGGUGAGCUUAUGGACACGAGGGAGUAUACCCAAGGUAGCGGCCAAGAUCUCCACGUUCGAUUAGCAUCUUCUGAAAUAGAUGAUGGUGGAAGUGUAAGCUCUGGAAAAGGUUCUGACAGGACUAAGCAAAUAAUCACAAUUGUAAGCAUUAUGGUCGGUAUAGUCAUUCUACUAUCAGGAUUGACAAUCUACUUUGUUUGGAAGAGGAACCGAUUCCAAAAGAUGCGGAAAGGUCUUCAAGAAAGAAGCCAGGUUUUUUUGUUAAAUGAAGCGGUCAUUUCAAGCAAGAAGGAAUACUCGAGUGACAGUAAUAUGGAUGAUCUAGAACUGCCACUGUUUGAUUUUGUCACUGUAGUAAUGGCGACAGAAAAUUUUUCCGACAAAAACAAACUGGGACAAGGUGGUUUUGGCAGUGUUUACAAGGGUAGGUUGGUAGAAGGUCAAGAAAUAGCAGUAAAGAGGCUCUCAAAGAACUCUGGGCAAGGAACUGAAGAAUUUAAGACCGAGGUUAGAUUGAUUGCGAGGCUUCAGCACAGAAAUCUUGUUCGAUUGCUGGGUUGCUGCAUUGAGAUGGACGAAAAGAUGCUCAUUUAUGAGUAUUUGGAAAACAGAAGUUUGGAUUCUGUCUUAUUCGAUAAAGCAAAACGCUCCUUACUGGACUGGCCAAGGCGAUUUCACAUUGUAUGCGGGAUUGCUAGAGGGCUUCUUUAUCUUCAUCAAGAUUCUAGAUUUAGAAUUAUCCAUAGAGAUCUGAAGGCAAGUAACAUUUUACUUGACGGAGAAAUGAACCCAAAAAUAUCAGACUUUGGCAUGGCUAGGAUUUUUGGUAAGGAUCAGACAGAAGCAAACACAAGGAGAGUUGUUGGAACAUAUGGCUACAUGUCUCCCGAAUAUGCAAUGGAUGGACUUUUCUCUGUGAAAUCUGAUGCUUUUAGCUUUGGUGUUCUAGUGUUGGAGAUUAUAAGUGGAAAAAAGAACAGGGGUUUUUAUUACCAAAACAAUGAACUAAACCUUCUUGGACAUGCAUGGAAACUUUGGAGAGAAGGAAAUGGUUUGGAAUUAAUAGAUCCAUCCCUGGGGGAUGUAUACUCCUCAUCUGAAGUGAUGAGAUGCAUACAGGUUGGCCUCCUGUGUGUCCAGGAGCAGGCAGAAGAUAGGCCUACAAUAUCGUCUGUGUUGUUGAUGUUGAGCAGUGAAACUGCAACAAUGCCUCAGCCUAAACAGCCCGGUUUCUGCCUUGGACGGAAUCCUGUAGAAGGUAGUUUUUCAUCUGGUAAAAAAGAAGAAUCAUGCACUGUAAACCAUGUUACUGUUACAAUGCUAGAAGCUAGGUAGUGAAAGCUAAGGCCUCAUCUAGCAUGUUUGUAUAUAUUUUUUUUUAACCUUUGAGAUUUUGUCUACAUCAUCUGGGAUUUUUGACAAAGUUUUGGGAAACCGUUAUCUUCUUUAAUGCAACUCCCAAGGGGAUACCGC